AUAGUCUGCAAAGUCUCUUUUCAAAAUGAUAGACAAAGAAGCUGUUCAAUUUACCUGAUUUUUCAUCCUUAGAACUAUUGCAAACCGGAAUUCAAUCAAUGCAAAUGUUCUCCAGGCUAACAAAUCGUUCGAAACGAGACACGGACGAUGAAAAACGACAACGAUUGUGGAAUUUACAACGAAAACAACAAGAAGAACAACUAAAAUUCUUAUGUGAAACGAAUCGGCAGGAAAGUCUAUUUAAAAGAAUUGAUUUUGAUGAAAAAAUAAAUCAUAGAUCAUCGACCAGCGAAUUUGGUUCACCUAAAAAAUCGCCAUUAGCUGAACAAGUGGUUGACGUAAGUACCUAGAAUGUCUUAGAUACCUUUUUAUGAAUCAUAUCCGUUUAGCUUUCACAAGAGGCACAUGUAAAUAUUGUUUUAUAGAAUGAUUCAGAUUGUUAAGACUUUAAACAAGAGGCCUAUGGUGAUCUAAAAUUUCAUCUUUUGUAUAUUAUUGAAUUUUUUGUAAACAAACGAUCGAGAGGUGGAGACACCAAUUGUUAGAUGCUUGAAGAGGUUUUAAGUAACUAUAUAAUAAAUUUACUACUAGAACGUUCAUACAAGAUCUUCUUUAGAAAAUAUUUUAUUUAUCUAUUCAAAGAUAGAAUAAUUCAACUUUAUUCUAGAUAUUGAAUCUAAGAUUAAAGUAGAAAGAAAUAAAUUUUAUUAAAAAACAGAUAUAUUUUAUUUAUAUUCCUUAGUGAAUGUUUUAUUUAAGGUUAGCCGGUAAGAACGCGUUGAACCUUUCAAAUUUCGAUAAGAUAAACAAUUUUUACUCUAAAUCCAAAGAACAAAAAAGAAAUAGAACAUAUAUUAAAAAUUGUUCCAUUAAUUAAUAUUUUGUUUACAUUAAACUAAACAAUAAAUAUUUUUUUAUAUUAUAAAUUUAAAAAGGAAAUGUGACCUCGUUAUAAUAUAUUUUUGUAGGGUGAAUCAUACUUUUUCCUUAAAUAAUAGAAAAAAGUUGGAAGUAGUGCUUGCUUUGUGUGUUCCGGAGUUCUUUUUCUUUUGCUCUUAACAACCUUUAAAAGUGCGUGCAAUUCCAAACGAAUUUCAAAAUAAAUACUAAAGUUUGUAGGCUAACCUAUUUUUCUAUUUACCUAUCGUUAGAAGUAUAUAAGAUUACUUUUUUAGUUGUGACUGAACCUGACAAGCUACAAAUGAUUAAUAGAUAACUAUAAAAUUUUACAACUAAUAUGAAUUAAUAAGAGACUAGAGAGACAAAACAAUAAAGAAAACGUUCGAAAGCAAAUAUUAUAUUUAUAAAUAGACAAAGUGUCUGUUAAAAAGUUAAUUUUUAUUUCUCUCUUUCUACUACUAUCGUUAAACUUUAUAUGGUCUAAAAUAUUAGAACCAAUUUUAAAGAUUUUCUAAGCGCUUUCUUCGAUAUUGUGUGUGAUUUCGUGAGCACGAAAAAAUUUUAUGCUUGACUUGACAGAGACUCCAGAAUAAUCUGAAUAAAUAGGUUUUUAUUUUUUUGCCUUUUCCUUUUCUCUAUAAAAUAUAUAUGCGUAAAGAGAGUAUUUCUCAUUUAAGCUUAUAAGUUCUUAGAAUUCGUGUUAUUUGAUUAUAGAGAAUAAAUUUGGACUUGAGUUAUUUUAUUUAAUCUUACCAAAAUACUAUUGAUUUUUCAAUAAUCGACGCUCUCGCGAUUCUAGGAUAGACGUCGCUAGGUGAGAAAAAUCAAUGCUAUAUUAAAAUAGCAUUAUUUAGGCGGGGGAAGGGGGAGGGAUUGAUAUUCCAACCAUGGAGAUGCCUGGUCACUUUCCAUUCCGAUUUCUUGAGUGACGCUUCAAAUGGAUAGUUUAUCGAUAUACGGACAGAAAAGAAUUAAACCAACUGUUAAUGCCGUUUUCCAAUAUGGGAAAUUUUACUCUAAGGUUUCUUUUUUCCUACGAUUACAAUCUUUUAGACUAGACUAGUUGCUAUAUAAAUAUUUAUUCGGAAUUAAUUAAAUAAUUGAGGUUGGAGUAGCCUGCAGAAUAUUUCUAAUUACUAAACAUGCCUUUAAUUAUUGUAUUUUUCUUGUAACGUUGCAGCUUCUGUAGUUGUAAAGACGAUACAGUACUUCGCAUUAGUCUAUACAUUAGCGUUAUUACUUAUGUAUAUUAUCAGUCUAUUACCAAUAUACGGUUCAAUAAUAGCGAAUAUAAAAGAAUAUUUUUAGCUAUUUUUUACUAUAGUUUAUUAUUUAUUUGAAUAUAAUCUUUAUAAAUCCAAUCAAUCCUUUACGGUCUGAUGGCAGUUUAGUAGUAAUUUAUUCACGAAAGCAAGCAUUCUAAUUUAAAUAUAUGUUUUUUUAUUUAAAUUUUUGAAUUAAAAAAGUUGAUUGUUACUUUCAAUCGGUUCACACGACCAACAAAUUUUUAUCCGUAUCUGCAAUGCAUUUUACAGUCGCUCGAAGCUAUACUGUAUUUUGGCAGUAAAUGAUUAGCAUGUGCACUGACUUUUGCAGUUGGCUUUUAUGCGCCAAGCGAUACACUACUGCAACAGACUGAAAAACUUUUUAAAUUAUAAAAUGUUUCUAUGCCUAGUUUAAUAGCAGGAUCGUUGAUAAAAGUUUAUUAUUGAUAAGCUUUAUAUUGAAAUCUCAAUCGAAUUUAUUAUCGGAUUUGUUGUCAUUGUGUUUAAAUAUGAGAAAGUACUAUGGAUAUAACUGUGUUGAAAUUUUUCUAUUACCAUGGAAACUUUCAAGAAACUAAGUAUUUAGGACCGUUUAGAGUAGAAGGAGAUGAUGAACAAACAAGAGCUGAGUUUGUCCAGUCAAAAUUGCAAAAUACUAAUACAAGUCGAGCGUCAACUCCAGUUGUUCUAGUCAUAUCCGUUGCUGGUAUAGAAGCCUGGAAUAGGAACUUGAAUGGUCAAAAAGCGCAUUUACACUUAUCCUAUCCCCUUCGUCGAAUUUCAUACGCCCUUUGCGAUCCAGAUCUUCGUCUUUAUGCAUUUUUAGCUAGAGAAUCAAACGAUCCACCCACAGAACAAUGUUGUCAUGUCUUUCUUACUCAAACCGGUGAAGAGGCCGAAAGAAUGAGUAUGAUAACCGGAAAUGCUUUCAGUCUCGCUUAUGCAUUCUUGCAAAAGCAAGAUAAAGAUGAGCAGACGACUUUUCACGAGGCCGUUAGUAAAAAUAUAGACGAAAAUCGUCGAAUGAUGGAAGAAAGAAAUGAAAAGCAAGAUGAGUUAAAGAAACAAGUCUUGGGAUAUAUCUCUAACACCCAAACAGCCAGCGAAAGGAUGAAAGAUAGAAAAAAAUUCAAAGAACGGCAAUUGACCGAUGAAUGUAAAGAAAUAAGAGAAGGUUUUCGACAAUCAGGUCGAAGUAAGUGGGCUAAAAAGGAAGUAAAAAGAGUUCAGCAUAAACGGCCUUUUAGCUCCGGUGAAAAAGAUAAGAUUAACACACCAACUAUUACGUCUGCUCCGUCACCCUUGAUUAACGAUGUUCGAGAGGCAUUUCAGUCUCUGGAGUCAGCCAAUAGAAGUCCUGUAACCUGCUUAAAAGACACAAUCGAUGCUCAUUUUGAAAAUUAUGAGAGAUCAAUGCUUGAACAACAGCAAAGGGAAGAAGAGCGACGACAAUCUAUUCUUUCUAUAGUAGAAAAUAGUAUGACAUCCGAACAAGAAAGCUCAUCGUCAACUUCUAGGUCUAUUCGAAAUAGACCACUUCCCGAUGCUCCCUCGACUGGAAGUAGCUCACUAGAGAAAUCUGGUUCUGAUAGAAUUAGGAACGGAUCGGGAGAUCAUAAGGAUUUGAAUGAUAUAGAGCUUAUUAAACGACCCUCAUCCCCUCGACGAUCAACUUCAAUUACACCUCCCCCACUUCCGCCCAGAGAAAACAGACCAUCAACUAUUGAGACUAGUUCAACAGAAUUUGAAUUUUUUGCUCCAGAAUCUGACGAGGAAGGAAGGAGAUUAUCGGAUAAUGGCGUUACUCAAAAUUCCAAGGCUUCCAUUGAUGAAGACUUUACACAAUAUCCAUGGUUCUAUUCCGGUGUUCCAAGAGAAUCAAUUCUUGAAUUUUUAUCACAGCAAGAAUUUGGCUCAUUUGUCAUCAGGGAAAGUACGUCUGAAAUUGGUUGCUUUGCUCUGUCCUUAAAAGUGCCAAACUAUAGUGCCUCUCCAGGAGAACCUCGUUUUAUUUUAAAACAUUACCUAAUCGAGAAGACUCCGUGCGGAAGGUAUAGGUUUCAAAAAGGUCCUGACAAAGAAUGGGCGACUCUUGCCUCUUUAGUUACUCAUUUAACUGUGUUGAAAGAAGUACUACCAGUAGAACUUCGUCUACCUAGAACUGCUAGAAAUCCUUCAUUUAAAUUUUCUAUACAACCUGAGUUAAGAAUACGUCGGAGGGUGGAGGAUUCAGAUGAUGCUGAUGAUGAAGAUGAAGAAGCAGAUAUAAGGCAGGGAAUAUCCUCUAUAGAAGUUGCAUCGCCUUAUUAAAUCUACAACUGAAAGUCUUCCGCGGAUAGGAACUGUGCAAUAAUUGCAAAACAGCGUGAAUUUAUUACUACUGUGAAUACAUAUAUACAGUAUAUAUAUAUACUAAUAUAUAUAUGUAGGUACACAGUAUACUCCAAUGUAUAUAUAGGUACAUAAGUAGUACCAAAUGUCUAGUCGACUCAUAUCAAGGUAUUUCUUUGCUAUAAAAAAUAUAUAGCUAUCCAACUCUUGAGUAGAAAUUGAAACUUGAAAAGAAAAUUCUUGUUCAACGAUUAUAAACAAACAAUACUUAUCAGCAUUAACUCGUUAGCCUAAUUAAUUUUAAAAAAAUUAGAUAUUUGUUAGAUAUAUUUUAUUAAUAUAUUUCAAAUACUCCUUGAUUAUCAAUGCGUUUUUUUACUGUUAAUGCUGCGUCCAGUAAAAUGAAAUACGUCAAAAAAGAAAAGAAAACAUUUUA
Molecule: messenger RNA, 4932 nt
Organism: Dimorphilus gyrociliatus
Lineage: Eukaryota; Metazoa; Annelida; Polychaeta; Dinophilidae
Source: the annotation of a GenBank genome assembly